Messenger RNA from Paramecium octaurelia, 1772 nucleotides. The record is from the annotation of a GenBank genome assembly. Lineage: Eukaryota; Ciliophora; Oligohymenophorea; Peniculida; Parameciidae.
AAUAAAUGCAAGUUUAUGACAAUCUCGCUCUAUAAGAAGUACAAUCUAUAAGUAUUGAUGACUCUCCUGAUAGAUUGAAGGAGAUAGUAAGAAUGAUUCUUUAAGAAUUGAGUUAGAUGGGAUAUGAUGAUGCUUGUAAAAUUCUUGAGGAUGAAUCUCAAACUAAAUUAGACACUACUUAAAUGAGUGAGUUAAAGGAAUCCUUUUUAAAUGGUGACUAUGAAAACAUUUUACAACAAUUAGACUUUUCAGACAUGAUCAAUAGGGUACUCUAUUAUUUAAAAUAGAAAUUAUAAUACGAGAUAUAAAAAUAAUUGUACUUAGAAAUAGUUCAAUAAAGAAAUUAUGAGCAAGCGGUCAAUUUAUUAAGGUAAUUGUCGGAAUUUAAUGAACAAGAAUCGCAGGUUUUAGCUAAGUAAAUACUAAUAAAUAAAAAUAGAAUGAUAUUUCUUCCAGAAGAUGCUUCCCAAUUAUAUGUUUAAUUGGGAAUACCAAUGGAUUAAAGGGAACAAAGAUUGUAACUUUAUUAAAAAACCCUUAACCUUAUAAAUUUUGGAGACUUUUCAUUAAAAACACAAUUUGAUAAAGUGAUUGAUCAGGCUUUAGAGUAUCAAAUUAAACGUUGUCCAUACCACAAUGAUUCCAGCGAGAAUAAGAAUUAUUCUUUAUUACUUGAUCAUAAUUGUCAAUCCUAUUAAAUACCUAAAAAUAAUUCAAUUCAUUUUUAGGGUUUCGAUGAUGAAGUGUGGAUUGGCAAAUUCUCUAAUUCAGGUACAUGGAUUGGUUGUGCAACCAAGAAGAAUUCAAUAUAUAUUAUUUCAAAGGAAUAGCAAUAGAAAAUAAGCAAAGCUCAUUAGAUGGAUAUAAAUUCACUAGUCUUUUCAUCAGAUGAUAAAUUGUAAAACUGAAUAAUUUUAAAUGAUUAGGUUGUUUUCAGCAUCAAAUGAUAAAAAAAUUAAUUGUUAUGAUGUAUAAACUGCCUAAUUAAAAGUAACUAUGAGUUAACAUACCAAUGAAGUCUUAUGCUUGGCUUACUUUAAAAAGUAUCUUAAUAUCUUAUAAUAAGUCAAUUAUUUAGUGGAGGUGUAGAUGGAUGGAUAGGUAUAUGGUAAGAUAAUGGUAAAUUAGUGAAUUAAAUAAAGAGCAAAGUGGUUAAAAAUAUUCUAUUAACUGAUUAAUACUUGUUACUUCACAAUGCUGCAAUAUUUUCAAUUACUGUAAUUGAAAAUGAUUCUAAAUUUAAUAAAAUAAUAACUCAUAUGGAAGAAUAAGAGUUGAUAGUUUCAUCAGCUGUCAGCUAAAAUCAAUAAUUCUUAGUUUUAAAUGUUUCAAAAGAAAAACCAAAAUUACAUCUAUGGAGUCUAAAGACAUUCUAAAAGUUACAUGUUUUUUUUGGAUUUUAAGUUAAAGGCAUAGAGAUGAAAUGCUGCUUUGGUAGUAAGAAGGAUAAUUAUGUUUGUGUCGGUAGUCAAGAUGGUAAAGUAUAUUUUUUUAAUAAAAACAAUCAAUUACAAUAAAAUGUGAUUGAUGGACACAAUUAACCCAUUAAUUUCGUUGAUUGGCAUAGCCAGACAGCACAAUUAUUAACAGCAAGUGAUGAUAAAACUGUUAAAAUAUGGAUAUAAGACCAUGUGGAGUAGUAAUAAAUAAUUAAUGUUGCCAAUGAAUAUGAUUAACCAAUAAAUUCUCAAUAAGGUGAGAUUGUAGAAGAAUAGGAUGAUCAAGAUGAUGAAGAAUACUAAUAAUAAUCAGAUGGAGAUCAAUCAUUAUGA